Molecule: messenger RNA, 612 nt
Organism: Lotus japonicus
Lineage: Eukaryota; Viridiplantae; Streptophyta; Magnoliopsida; Fabales; Fabaceae
Product: putative 4-hydroxy-4-methyl-2-oxoglutarate aldolase 3
Exons: 1
Coding region: 1-507 (168 amino acids)
Biological process (GO): regulation of RNA metabolic process
Molecular function (GO): ribonuclease inhibitor activity
Source: RefSeq, a predicted model, not a curated record
AUGGGUGGUCUAGCAAUUGCAGAUAUUUGUGACGUUAAUACAGAAAAAAUAGCAAGUGGCGAAGUGAGGAUAUUAGAUCCAGUGUUUCAGAGUUAUGGGCAGGCUCGAACAUUCUCCGGACCCAUUGUAACUGUGAAGGUGUUUGAAGACAAUGUAUUGAUUAAGGAGGUUCUUCAAACGAAAGGAGAAGGAAAAAUUUUGGUUAUUGAUGGAGGAGGAAGCAUGAGGCGUGCCUUGAUUGGAGGACAUUUGGUGGAGUUGGCACAUAGCAAUGGUUGGGCUGGGAUUGUGGUAAAUGGCUGUGUUAGAGAUGUGGAUGACAUUUAUGAGUGUGGCAAUAUCGGUGUGAUGGCUUUGGGUUCAUAUCCUCUCAGGCCUGGUAAAAAAGGCACCGGAAAAAAGCAUGUCCCUGUUCAUGUUGCAGGAGCAACGAUUCAUGAAGGAGAAUGGCUCUAUGCAGAUAACGACGGUGUCCUUGUCUCCAAAUUUCAGAUAUUACAUAACUGAAUUGUACGUGUUAGAAGUCCAUAUUGAUUAAAGAUAUGAUCAACCCUCAAACCACAUUGGUUACAGAAGGGUUUUUUUUAAUACAUUAUGACUUUUAUAUUAUUA